UCAAACUCCCCAACCAUGAGAUUAUGACCUGAGCUGAAGUCAGACACUCAACCAACUGAGCCACCCAGGCACCCUUAAAUAUGUCCAUAUUUUAUGUCAGUUCUGUCAUCCUCUGUGGCAAGUAGCUUAAAGUUUAAGCAAUUAUUACAAAUUGAAGUACAUCAUAAAUGCCAGGAUUUGAGGUGUUAGAUUGAGGGUAUAGCUCACACUGGUUGUAUAGUCAUGUUUUUCUGUAUUAUAGUUAUGAGAAACAUGAUUUGUAGGGGAAACUGCUCUCUAUUUGGAAAAGUUAACAGAUUUCUCUUGAGAAGAGAGAACAGCAGCAUGAAGGAAUGGCGUUGAAUAAGCCAUAAUCAAUUUAAGGGGCUAAGGUUGUACAUGCACAGUAACAAGGCAGGGCCUGUGGACAGCUUCUAGGGACUAGAGAAUGUGACCUGCCACCACAGCAUCCCCAUUGUCUAGCCAAAUUCCUGGCACCAUAGUUAGGACUCAAAAAGCAUUUGCUAAAUGUGCAGAUAUAGCAGUUCCACUUGUGGGUUAUGCCAUCAGAAUGUCACAAGCCCCUGACCCAGGGAGCUCUGUUGGUACCAACCCUGAGGCAUGAGCAGGCAGAGAUACAGCACCAUUCCAAGGGACCACACCUUCUCAGCACAUGCUCUGAAGCUGGAAUUCGUGAUGCAGUUUCCAAACAUUUUCUGAAGAUUGGUUAAGAAGCUUACGCAGAGGAUGGGUGAGUCAAAUGAAGAUAUAGACCAAAUGUUCAGCAAUUUGCUGGGAGAGAUGGAUCUCCUGACCCAGAGUUUAGGAGUUGACACUCUUCCUCCUCCUGACCCCAAACCACCCAGAGCUGAAUUCAACUACAGUGUGGGUUUUAAGGAUUUAAAUGAGUCCUUAAAUGCGCUGGAAGACCAAGAUUUAGAUGCUCUCAUGGCAGAUCUGGUAGCAGACAUAAGUGAGGCUGAGCAGAGGACAAUCCAGGCACAGAAAGAGCCCUCUCAGAAUCAGAAUCAUCCAGCACCCCUGAACAUACCAAAUUUCAGCGGUGCAGCCGCUCUUGGUUACGGAGCAAAUGUUGCUGUAACUAGUGUUAGCCAGUAUGAGGAUGAUUUACCACCUCCGCCGGCUGAUCCCAUGUUAGACCUUCCACUGCCGCCACCACCUCCUGAACCUCUCUCUCAGGAAGAAGAAGCAGCCCUAGCCAAGGCUGAUAAAAUUAAGCUAGCAUUGGAAAAACUGAAGGAAGCCAAGGUCAAGAAGCUUGUUGUCAAGGUGCACAUGAAUGAUAACAGCACUAAAUCAUUGAUGGUGGAUGAGCGGCAAUCAGCCCGGGAUGUUCUAGACAACCUUUUUGACAAAACCCAUUGUGACUGCAGUGUAGACUGGUGUCUUUAUGAAAUAUACCCAGAACUUCAAAUUGAAAGGAUUUUUGAAGACCAUGAAAAUGUUGUUGAAGUCUUAUCAGACUGGACAAGAGACACAGAAAAUAAAGUGCUAUUUUUGGAGAAAGAGGAAAAAUACGCUGUAUUUAAAAACCCCCAGAAUUUUUACUUGGAUAACAAAGGAAAAAAAGAAGGGAAGGAAACAAGUGAGAAAAUGAAUGCUAAGAACAAGGAAUCCUUACUUGAGGAAAGUUUCUGUGGAACAUCUGUCAUUGUGCCAGAACUUGAAGGAGCUCUUUAUCUGAAAGAAGACGGAAAGAAAUCCUGGAAAAGGCGCUAUUUUCUUUUACGGGCUUCUGGAAUUUAUUAUGUGCCCAAAGGAAAGACUAAGACAUCUCGAGAUCUGGCAUGCUUUAUACAGUUUGAAAAUGUCAACAUUUACUAUGGGAUUCAGUGUAAAAUGAAAUAUAAAGCACCGACUGACCACUGCUUUGUUUUAAAGCAUCCCCAAAUUCAGAAGGAGUCCCAGUAUAUCAAAUAUCUCUGCUGUGACGAUGCAAGAACCCUAAACCAGUGGGUCAUGGGAAUAAGGAUUGCCAAGUACGGGAAGACUCUCUAUGAUAACUAUCAGCGGGCUCUGGAGAGGGCUGGGCUCGCCUCUCGGACGAACCUGAGUACUGUCGGUGCAGUUCCACCAGCCCCACCUGCCACAGGACCUAAAGCAGGCACCACCCAGGCCAAUGGGCAGAUUCCCCAGGCUGCACAUUCUGUAAAUGCUGUUCUUGAAGAAGCCCAGAGGCAGGCAGAAACUACUAAGGACAAGAAGCCAGCUCUUGGUAACCACGACCCAGGAACACCCAGGGCCCAUCACCUUCCAAAGUCCAGCCUGCCACCGCCCCCUCCCGUGCGAAGGUCUUCAGACAUCUGCAGCAGCCCAGCGACAACCCCCAGGGCCAAGGGCAUGAGCAGCGGCUUCCCUGCGCCGCCGCCCGACGACUCUCUGCCACCACCCCCGCCGCCACCGCCCCUGGAGGACGACGAGGAGCUCCCUCCGCCGCCCCCCGAUUUUAACGAAGGGCCCCCGGACUUCGUGCCUCCCCCACCGCCGUCGUUUGCAGGGGAUGCUGGGUUAUCAUUACCGCCCCCGCCCCCGCCCCCACCUGCACUCAACUCUCCGAAGCCGCCCCCCGUUGCCAGCAAAAGACCUCCCGCUCCCCCGAAGAGGAAAGAGAAUCCAGGACCACCUGGUGGAGUAGGGAGCGGAGAGCAAGAUUUCAUGUCCGAUCUCAUGAAAGCUUUGCAAAAGAAAAGAGGCAACAUGUCCUAAGGGAAACAGAUAAAUAUGUUUGUGUGAUGGGUAUAAUCAUUUCUAACCUCAAGUACAUUUUUGCUACUUUAUCUUCAUGACACCUUAUUCAUUUUAGAUAAAAUAUUGACGCAUUCAGACUAGAAAUGGUGUAAAACGUCUCACUGCAGCGCAAAUAUGUUCAUAAUCAUUAACCUAUAACGGAAGCAAGAGUAUCUGCCUAAAUGUACAUACCUUUCCUAUGUGUUUCCACCUCCCUGAAUUCGUUUUCCCUUACAAAUUAACUGGAAUGUUUUAUGUUUAUUUUAUUGUGUUCAGAAGCAUCAAAUUAAUAAAAUUUAAAAGUCUUCCUUGA
Messenger RNA from Felis catus (domestic cat), 3040 nucleotides. RefSeq names its product amyloid beta precursor protein binding family B member 1 interacting protein (gene APBB1IP). The coding region runs from base 727 to 2706 and encodes 659 amino acids. The transcript has 14 exons. Gene Ontology annotation, biological process: signal transduction. NCBI's taxonomy places the organism in Eukaryota, Metazoa, Chordata, Mammalia, Carnivora, Felidae. Gene Ontology annotation, cellular component: plasma membrane; cytosol. The record is from RefSeq and is a predicted model, not a curated record.